Molecule: messenger RNA, 1443 nt
Organism: Frankliniella occidentalis (western flower thrips)
Lineage: Eukaryota; Metazoa; Arthropoda; Insecta; Thysanoptera; Thripidae
Product: organic cation transporter protein-like
Exons: 9
Coding region: 166-1347 (393 amino acids)
Biological process (GO): transmembrane transport
Cellular component (GO): membrane
Molecular function (GO): transmembrane transporter activity
Source: RefSeq, a predicted model, not a curated record
GGCACCUGCAGCGCGGACCUGUUCGACACGACCCGCACCGAGCGAUGCGGCGCCUGGGUCUACGAGCCGGGCCAGCGCAGCACCAUCCUGAACGAGUGGGACUUGACUUGCGACGACAACAAGUGGAAGCUCGCCCUGGUGGGCUCCAUCGGGUCCUUCGGCGGGAUGGUGGGCAUGCCCCUGGCGGGCUUCCUAUCGGACAGGUUCGGCCGGAAGACGCUGUUGAUGUGGUCGUGGGUCGUGGCCUCCGUGUCCGGCAUCGUCCAGUCCUUCUCGGUCAACUUCACCAUGUUCCUCUUCUUCGAGUUCCUGAACGCGUUCUGCAGCGGCGGGGUGUACCCGACGUGCUUCCUCUUGGCCCUGGAGUUCGUCGGGCCGCAGCAGCGGGUGCUCGUCACGACCCUGGUCGGCAUGUUCUACUCGAGCGGCAACGCCCUCAUGGGCGCGCUGGCCUGGGCGGUGCGGGACUGGCGGUGGCUUCUCAGAGCUGUCUACGGAGGCGGCCUCGUCUUCGCCAUCCCGCUCUGGUUCACCCCCGAGUCCGUGCGCUGGCUGGUGGCCGUCGGCCGCUUGGAGGAGGCGGACGCCGUCGUGGCCAGGGUGGCCGCCAUCAACAAGGUGACCGUCGAGGAGAGGCUGAGCGGCGUGCACGUCAAGACCAAGGAGUCGGCGGAGAGUAAGUCGGCGGAGAGCGACGGCACCUUGAAAACGAUCAUCAGCCUCUUCAAGUCCAGGACCCUCCUCCUGCGGUUCAUCACUUGUGCCCUCUGCUGGCUGGCCAGCUUCUUCGUGUACUACGGCCUGCUGCUCAACACGGUGACGCUCUCGGGCGACCAGUACCUCAACUUUGCGCUGUCGGGCCUGGUGGAGAUCCCGUCCAACCUGCUCUCGCUGUGGCUGCAGUACAACGCCGGCCGCCGCUGGUCCGUGGCCGGCACCCUGGUCGUGGCCGGGGUCUUCUGCCUCGCCAUCCAGGGCGUCCCUGCCGACCUGCAGUGGCUGGUGGUGGCGCUGUACAUACUCGGCAGGUUCACCGUCAUCAACUCGAUCAACCUGAUGUACGUCGUCACCGCCGAGAUGUUCCCCACCAACGUCCGCCAGUCCAUGCUGAACUACUGCAUGACGGUGGGCCGGAUCGGCAUCGUCCUGGCCCCGCAGACGCCCCUGCUGGCGACCGUGAGCGAGUCGCUGCCGCUGACGCUGUUCGGCGUCGUGUCGCUGUCCAGCGGGCUGCUCGCGCUGCUGUUCCCCGAGACCACGGGCCGGCCGCUGCCGGAGACGCUGGAGGAGGCCGAGAGCAUGGGCGCGGACCAGGGCUGCUGUGGGCCGUGCCGCCCGCCGACGUGAACAUUUUUGUCAUCACACUUCGUAGUUUUAACGUCAUGUCAUAUUUGUAUUAAACGAUUUAGAGCUGAAGAGAAAAAUAGAAAAACGUUGUCGAGA